CAAUGCUACCAACCAGGGAAGAAGGAAGAUGAAGACGAAGAGCUUGCUUGGAUUAAAUGCGCUGAAGACUAUCAUUGUUCGGCUGAAUGUAUUCGGGUCUUAGGUAGUCGUUUUCGAGUAAAAUGUUAUGGUAAAUCUGACUGUGAAACUCUGGCUCGAAUUCAUGAUGGAGGAGCAAAUGGUUGUCGUGACAGAUUACAGACAGCUCUUUAA
This is a messenger RNA of Strongylus vulgaris, 213 nucleotides long. The record is from the annotation of a GenBank genome assembly. NCBI's taxonomy places the organism in Eukaryota, Metazoa, Nematoda, Chromadorea, Rhabditida, Strongylidae.